Molecule: messenger RNA, 9607 nt
Organism: Anopheles stephensi (Asian malaria mosquito)
Lineage: Eukaryota; Metazoa; Arthropoda; Insecta; Diptera; Culicidae
Gene: Atg101
Product: autophagy-related protein 101
Exons: 8
Coding region: 738-1757 (339 amino acids)
Biological process (GO): autophagy; protein phosphorylation; autophagosome assembly
Cellular component (GO): phagophore assembly site
Molecular function (GO): protein kinase activity; ATP binding
Source: RefSeq, a predicted model, not a curated record
CGUCACUGGUCGAUGGUGUCGAUUGUUGUGAUUCGCCAAAUAAAAUCAAAACAAUAGAAAUGUGUUCGGAAAAUGGUGAAAUAAAACAGUAACCAUUCAUUCCACAGUUUUGCCGUAUUGCGCGGAAUAAUCUCGCCCGUCCGCUGGUGCAUAAUUGCAGCUGCAACGAAAUCGCGAAUUUUAUUGCAGUUUUAGUUGCUUUCUGUUUCCGAUCAGUGUUUGUGUAUGCGCGUAGCUGGCAACGUUGAUGAUGUUUAAUUUUAGUUUAUUUUGUACCAAACUGUGAUUGUGUGGGCUGUUGAACGGGUGAAGCGUAUAAGCAAGAAGUACGUACACGGACGGUCCGACAUUUAGCUGCGAAAGCGCCAAAGCCUGGCCACCUGUCAACGACGGUACAUCGUCAGCCGUUUCCAGCUGGCCUUCGGAUGUUGUGGCGGAUGACGGUGCGUUAAAACCACGCAAACACGCACACAGACACGCAUCACGUAUCAUAUCCUUGUCCCUGGUGGUGUCCUGGUGGUCGGUCGUCCGCUUUGGUUUUAAUCAUCCGGCGUCCAUCCGCGCUUCAUACGUGCCUGGUAGCUGCCUGAACCUGUCCUGCUCUGCUCCAGAACUGCGCUGAUCAUCCUCAUUGACAGCAUCGUACGCCAUCGAAGCCGCCACUACGGAACCAUCGGUAAAUCGGGACGGCCACUCGUUAGUUGUGUUUGUUUCUGCGUCCCGCUGUCGCGGCCUGUAUGGGCAACGGGGACAUCCGGGCUACCGAGCCUGCGAUAAGCUGCGACAGCAAUCCCACACCACGCACGAACGAAGCAGUGAGCGUUCAUAAUCAGGUGGACGUACCGGUGCAGGUAUUGGCGCGACCAGAGCGAAGAAAGGACAAUCGGGUCGUAACGUUUCAGCUACCACAAUCAGCUGACGGUGCGAAUUUGGGUCUGGUCGGGCGGUGGUACCAUGAAACAUUAGCACAUCGCCGCUCCAUCGUCUGGCUGCAGGGUGUUGUCUCGCGGGUGGCGACUGUAUUGCGUCCCAACGCUUCCCGCCAACACGACGAUACUCGCCGGACACGACCACUAGCACGGAUUUCCCGACGACGGUGGCUUCAAACGACACUGGACAGUGAGCCACAGCUGCUGAAGAGUUGCUGGCCGGUCCCGCAAACUGAACGCCUCUUUCUGCCAACAUUCCCGAUCGAUGAGCAACGGUCGGAACGAUACGUUCGUCGCACGCAUCUAGCGAACGGUGCAUUCGGUCGGGUGUAUCGCGUACUGGACGACGGUGCACAGCAUGGUGUGGAGCGUGACCAGCACUGGUACGCGUUGAAGGUUUUACAAAAGUCCACCAUCGUACUGUCUAAUGCAGUUGGGCAGGUAAGGGACGAGGUGAAGAUACAGACAAUCUGUGGCCACCAUCCGUUUAUAGUGCCGUGUGUCGAUUAUUGGCAAAAUCGUACGUGCAUAUUUCUGUUGUCCGAAUUUUACGGUAACGGAGAAUUGUUUCAUCGUCUUAAAACCUUCACCGCCCAGUUGGUGCAGCUGUAUGUGGCGGAGCUAGCCUUAGCCAUUGAUUUUCUGCACAACGCCGGCAUCAUCUAUCGUGAUCUGAAGCCGGAAAACAUACUGCUGGAUGAUCGGUUCCACAUCAAGCUGAUUGACUUUGGGCUAAGCAAGUGGCUCAGCAUCGGCAACCGGACUACGACGCUUUGCGGCACUGUACAGUAUAUGGGUAACGAAGCAUACGUACUACACAACCAAUAGCAAUAGCCGUAAGCCUAGUGUUAGUUCUGUGGGUGGUUCUGUGGAUGCGUACCGGUACGCCAAACGUUUAAUGUCGGUUCACGUUAGCCUGGUAGUAACUGUUGGUAAUGCAAAACAAAAAAACUAAACACGCAACCACACUAGUAAGGGUUAAACAUGUUACUUCCGGGCUAUUACAUUGUUGCUUCACGGUGUCGAUGAACGCGUUGUGAGUUGGGGGCGGGUCCGUCCGUAGUACGGGAUACAUUAUGAGAUUUAAAAUAUUACUUUUCGGCUUCUAAACAACCAAACUGCAAAACCACAAAAAAAAAAUCCAUUCCUAACUGUAGGAAGGAUCCAUGCAUCAGUUUUAGUUGGCAGAGAAUGAUAUGUGAAUGUGUGAAAGGUUGUCUGUAUGAUACCGUUUGCACCGACACGAUUACAACGUACGAGCAGUUGAGCAAUCAACGCAUUCGAGGAAACGGCUCCGGACGGUGUCUAGCUUGCUGGUACGGAGUGAAAGCGUGUAAAGCGUCACCAUGAACGCCCGUUCGCAAACGUUCGAUCUGCGGAUGGAGGGCCGGCAGGUGGACGAAGCCGUCCUGAGCAUCUUUCACACGAUACUGUUCCACCGCAGUCUCGGCAAGUUUAUGUACACCGAGGAGGCGAUGUAUUCGGUCGGCACGAUCGGGUACCGGGAUGUGGACUGUGACUUUUUCGACUUUACGUACGUUUGCUGCACCUCGCCCCGGCUGGAGGAAACGCUACGGCGGGAAAUUAGCAACUUUAGCCGGCAGCUGCGCAGCAACGACAGUGGCGGUACCGGGCAGAUUAGUUUGGAGUUUUUCCAGCGCAAAAAAACGCGCUGGCCGUUCCAGACCGACUGCAUACCGUGGGAGGUGUGGACGAUACGGCUCGAGCUGCUGACGCUCACGAACGAGGACGAUUGGUUGGUGUGCCGGGAGCGGGUCAGCGACAUGCUGACGGACAAAAUUUUCUGCAUCACCGAGAUAAUGAACCGGCACGACUACGUGCCGAAAAUACCGAACCAGACCGAGCUGGACAUGGUGUUCGAUACGACGUACCCGGACGUGCAGCCGUACCUGUUUCAGUUUAAGUUUAGCACGGCCGGACCGAGCGGUACGUCCGUGAGCAACACGAUGAAAAAGCUGAUCAAGGAAACGUUGAACGUUUCAUUGUGACUAACACGCGACCGGGUACGCGUACGGUGCGCGGCACCAUGCAUCCGCUUGCAUCAAACGGCUUCGUUCGGCUUCGUUUGCCCGUGGCCGUUUCCUUCUCGCUGUUUGCGCUUUACACUGUCCCUGCUGUGAAGAAUGGUGAUUUGCGAGGAACUGAGGUCCUUCUGAUUUUUCUCCUGUGUUUGCAUGCGUUCGAAUGCUUGUUUGCGAAGUGUUUUACACUUGUGUGUGCGUGCGUGUGUUUCGUGCGUGUGUGUGUGUGUAUAGGUAAAGUAGAUCUAUUUAUUUUGUAAAAUUUUGGCGCAAAACUGCUGCUAUUUUGCUUUGGAAAUGCUAAUUUUCGCUUAAUAAUAUGCAUCACAUGAGCUGACAGUUGCUUGAACAGCUUUAUGUCUUUUAAACGGUUUUAAUUUUUGGCUUAUAAUUUAUAACUCUAUGCGGGUGUGUUUGGUUCGGUAAGAAUCAUUAUUUGAGGCACAAAAACCGGAAAAAAAGAAAACGCAUUUCUAAUCAAAAAACAGGACAAAUGAACAGCGGAAUGGAACAAGUUAAUCAAAGGCGUGUAAAAGAAUGAUUGUGUGUAGAGCAUACUACGCGGGGGAGGGGAAUGUUUACAACCACUGCAAUACAUAUAUCCAUACAUACAUAACCCAAAACUCAAACAGAUACAGACAGAAACCGUCGCGAGUAACAGUAGAAAUGAAUAUAGAGAUUAUUAGUUGCCUACAUCGAAUAGUUUACAGGCAAAGGUUAAAGAAAAGAGGUUUUUGUUGCGCAUCUAAUUUAAGAUAGCCAGCGUGUUGUAUUUGCAAUCCAAGUGCUGUGACUGUGUACAGACUGUGUCCGCUGUUAUUAUUCACGCUUGUGCUUUGGGAUUCGAUUGGUCCAAGAGUCCCCUAUCCAAGAGAUCUUUGAGGCAAUCUUGGAUUCUAGUUUUUUUUUUCAUGGAAUGCUGGAUGCUGGAAAUAAAAAAAAACAGUUGUUUCGUUCCUCUUGCCACGAGUUGAAGUAUUUAAAGCCACAACAAGUGUUGAAUUUGAACUUGAAGACUUCUAUAGAACCGCAACCCAAACCACGUGCUGAUGUAUACCAACGUUGGUGGGUUAAAGAAACGACCUUCUUCUUCUUCUUCUUCUUCUUCUUCUUCUUCUUCUUCUUCUUCUUCUUCGGAACUACAACCUUGAAAGGUCUCGGCCUGUCAUUUCUGUCUUUCUGUGACUUGAAGUUUACCCGUAGUAGCUGAACAGUUUGCCCUAUGUACGGGGAGGCGCGGUCUGGAUGGGAUUUGAACCCCGGUCCUGCCGUGUGAUGACCGGCGCCUCUGUCGCUUUGACCACCGGAUCGCCCCUACUAAAGAAUCGACCUACUGCGAUCCAAAGCACGUUGCAAACAACAAAGUACUGCAAUCGUUCCGGGAAGCGAUCGAAACCGAGCAUAAGUGCGAGCACGCGCUUUUUGAUAUUCUAUCCUAUGAAAUAUUAAUUUAGCUUUUUAACACAAUCGCAAUCAACACGGCUGUAUCAGGCUAUAGGAUUGUAGCCUUCUGACGAACAAAGAAACAUCACUAUAAUGGGGGGCUUUAGGUAUUUGUUUGCACUAUACCUUAUCCCCCUUAGUUAGCUGUGUACGACCUUUGCCGUGGCGGUUGGCUGUCUGUGACUUACACUUCUUCUUCUUCUUUUUUGGCCUAACGACCUCUCUUAUAGGUCAUGCCUGCCAUUUCUGGUUUACUAGCCGACUUAGUGAUACCGCAUAGACUGGAUAGUCAGGCCUCAAUAUGGGGGAACGGCCCAGAUGGGAUGUGAAGGCCGGCGCCGCUGUUGCAUCUACCACGGCGUCCAUCAACGUCGACUAGGUAGUCCGAUUAUCCUAAUGCACCGGCACCUUACUUUUCUGUUUUCCUUCGGAUAGCCUAACUUAAUGGCCGCCAAUCUGUGGGAUGAUUCAAGCGGAGAUGCAUAUCAAUGAUUUAUGGUCACACAGCAACGUACGGCGUGAUAGGGUGGUACCGAAGAAGUGUUCUAAUGUUUAAACCAGUGUGCAGUUUGAGAUACAAGUGUUGUUGAGGAUAUAAUUGACAAGAGCAUUGAGAUGAUUGAUUGAAGAUGAUGAUUGAAUGUUACUGUCGCUUAAAUACACCCACAAACGAGCGAUCGAGUCGCUGUAGUUGCUCAAGGAGUAGCCGAAGGAUACAAGAAGGAACGCUAGAUCAGCCUCUAGUUAGGAUUUUGCUGUCCACAAUGUGAUGAUCAUGCUUGAGAGAUCCUUAAAGUUGAGUUAAAAGAGUCAUUAACAGACGAAAAAGUUAACAAGAGAUUCUGAACUAACACACUCACUAAGACCAAUACCAGUACUGAUACCGAUGUCUCAAAGAAGUUGCCAAUAAUAUCUUCAUAAUUCUGAUUACAAAAGAGCGGUCCAGUGGCCGAGACGACAACGACCGUUCCCCCGUAGUGAGGACGGACUAUGCAACUAUGUGGAUACCAUUAAGUCUAGUAGGCCAGAAAUGGCAGGAAUGACCUUUACGAGGUUGCUAGACCAAGAAGAGAGAGUGAGAGAUCCUCAAAAUUCUUGCAAAUCGUAGAUGGCUGUGUGUAUCUCAAACUGUGCUUUGUGUAAACCAUAUGAACACUUGUUAAGUAACCUGAAAAAAUUUAUCCACCAUUCGGCGGCACCCGGACCGUUUUGUUGCGUUACUGACUGUUCGAGCUGUCAAUCCCUGCCCCGCACUUACUGAAAAUUAACCCUUGUUUUUGUUUUGUAAAUACCAAACAAAGGUCCCAAAGAUAUAACCACUCAAAAACGAACAAUUUUGGAUGGUCUUUGUGUGCAGGUGAACACACCUGCAAAGCUUUUAACUGACAGUUCUCAUACGUACGGAUACAAAUCAAAAUAGCUUGUAAGACACUUACCGGAUACUCUUAACCACAAACAGUACACCGUCAGGGUUUUUGAUGUACAAUGCAACCCACCCAGAGGCAACUCUUUAAUACCAUCACAUACAUCGGGAAGAGGAGGAAUAUUUUAGGGGAAAAAAAGUCGAUUAACUUAUAAACAACACCUGCACUAGUCUUCAACCGUUGCUCUGUACACUGGCAAAGUCCAAAUCGGGAUAUUAUGCCGUACCUCAUCAUAGCUCCUUCGAAUCGUACAAUACAAGAGCCACCCAAUACAAGAGCCAAUACAAGAGCAAAAGUGGGCGGGGGCGUUUUAAACUAACGGAAAACUAUAACCCCAAAGCUCAACAGACUUUAAUGUACCGUGGUCUCUUUAUCUUUUUGUUUCAUCUGCCUCACUGAUAAGCAAGCGCUUGUGGCGCUUGUGUUUGCUGCUAACGAGCGUUUAAGUAGCGUGAGAGUAACAAUUGAUCUCCAGAGACAAGUUAUACAAAAAGAAAGAACCUGCAUUCGAACCGCCUAUUAACAACACACGGGCACUACUAAAUUGCAAAAUGGCGGACACCUGAUUAGUGUUGCUGUCGUGUUGUUGGACGUUACCAAUGGCUUGAUUGAAGCGAUUUGAAUGGCGCGUUUAAACUGUGUGUAGUUUCGCUACAUUUUAACGUGCAGCAAGUGCUUUUUUCUGUGAUUUGCUUCACUUUUUUCAAUAUGUCUUGUGGCAGAUGAAUUUUAUACGGGUUACGCGAGAGAAAAUUUGAACCUACACCGUGUGGGAAGGCUUUUUGUUUGUAGCUGUAUGGAUUCUUUCUUCUAGUUGGUGAACGAGCGUGUGUAUGCGAGCAUGUAUGUAGUGUGUGUGUGUGUGUGGGUGGAUAACGCCGAACACUUCCUUUUGCCCCGAAAGACAUCUCAAUAGCUUUACGCUACACUGAGCCUACAUAAUGCUUCAAUACGUAAUAUACCGUCGAUUAUACCUAGUAAUGAAACUUAAUAGAUUUAUAUACCUUUUUUUUUCGCUCUAUUGUUUCGCUUUAAUAAUUUUUGUUGUUGACGUUUAACCGCCUGUGGUGAUAUAGUCUGCUCUGAUGAAAGAUUUAUUCAAAUUCCACGAAAGAUUUAAUUUUACCGACAAUGAAAGCUCACGACGCAAUACACCACACUAUGGAAGCGUUGUUCUUCAUGCAGGGAAAGAUUUUUGUUGUUUCUGUUUGUUUUGUGUGUCUUUUACACUUAACAAUAAUUGCAUGACGUUUGUUCAUCAUACGAGUCAUUAUUUUAGUACUAUUAGCGGUGAUAAAUUGAUUACAGAUGUUUCUUUUAAUAUAGUUAUAGUUUUCCGUGAUUUUUUUUGUUUCGCAUGUUUUCAAUUUACGUGUUACGAUUCUAUUGGUACAAGCGCAAAUGGUGAAAUGGUGAAAAAACAAUAUAUAAGACAUUACAGAAUAAAAAAUAGAAAGAUAAUUUAACGUAAUAACAAGAAAAGUGAAUAGAGAGAGAGAAGAAAAUAAAGCACUACAAAUAAAAUCGAAGCAAAACUCCAGAUGACGAGAGCAACUACAAGCAAAACGUAGAAACAAACGAACGAAGUAGCUACUGAGCAAGCUACAACAAGCGCAUGUAAAUAACGGUGACACACUAAAUACUUGUACUACGCAAUGUUUGUACUAUCGUUUAGCCUAGUAAGUCAUAUUACAGACAGCAAAAAAACAAAAAGCCCUCAAUAGACCUUAAAUUAGUACGAAAUAGUGUACAUGUAUAUAGCAAGAAACAAGAUUGGUGUGAAUAUGUACUAUGGCGUUCGAUUGGUUAAAGGCAGGCAGGACAGAAGUAGUAGAUUGUCACGCCAUUAUGUUUUUGUUUCUAUACUUGCUUUGCUUUAAUCUAUGUUUGGGAUUCCUUGUUGAAGUUAUAAUCACACACACAUACAAUUUACCGCCCCUAUGAAAGACCGCUUAUAGACCCUUUAGGCUGUAUGUAUUUCGUUGUAGUACGCCUGUGAUUAAGUGUGUAUAUAUAUAAAUAUAGUAACGACUAGGUAGCGGCGUAUGUGUGUGUGUUAAUAGUGCUUUUUAGAAGUUGACGUCUACAGUUCGUGUAUAUAGAUUCAGAAAAGAAACAAACAAAAAUACAGCAUAAGCAGAAGUUUUUACUAUGACUCUUUCGCUGGUACAAUGCGGAUGGUCAACACACAUACGGGGUGUCCAAUCGUAUAACGAAGUCAUUCAGAAUCACUCAGUAGAAUAUUUCGGCUGGAAAGUAGAAUAUUACAAUCCCGUUGUGGAAUGUUGCAAUCAUAUAAUGGAGUUUUACAUUUAGUUAGGGGGCCUUGCUUUGCAAUUAGCUGUGGUGUAAGGAAAUGAGUAUUUAAUAAUAAUAUUUCCGACUAAUAUUCGUGCCAAACCUGUUCGAAUGACAGGGUGUGGUGAUGUAAACUAAAAUGACAGAUGGACAGAAUUGAACCAAACAGCUCGGUCCCCAAAAUUUCCAUUAUAUGGUUUGCAAUUCUCCCCAACGGGUUUGCGACAUUCCCCUAUCCAGUUGAAACAUUUCAACAAGUGAUUCAAAACUUUCAUUAUAUGAUUCGAACGCUACCCCGAUCCCUGUAACUACAGAAAGCCCUCGAUUUUGAAAGAUCCACACAAAAACACCCACGAUGCCCGUCAUCGCCAGCAAAUGGAAUGGCAACUACUUAAAGGGGCUAUAUCUGUAAGACGCGGAUUUAUGUCGAACGUAGCUUUUAGUGAUUCGAUUUCAAAUUGAACACGGUCUACCUUUAACCUGCUAAGACAACACCGCGUUCGAGAGUGCAUUAGAAACAGUUUAAAUGAAACAGAGAAAGAGAGAGAGAGAGAGUGAGAAACAAAAUCGGCGUUUAAAAGUUACGUUCUGUAUUCGCUUGGUUGCUGUAGGGUUAGUACUUAAGCACAGUGUUAAUUUGAUGUUGUUUGCUCUUUUGCUAAACAAACUCACACACGCAAACACACGCAACACACUCGGGCCAUGCAGAUACCUUUUUGUUUUGUUUUUAGUAUUAACGCACAGAUAAUAUGCUCGGAUGUAUUAGCAGUAGGGCGGAGAUGAUUAAGGACCUGCGAGAAAGAAAACAAAAAAAACCAAACCUACUAGCUCCGGGUAAGCUCGGACAGUUUAGGGGUUCCUGAACAUCUGACACUAGUGGACAUACGGAGAGUGUGAUGCCAAAACAAUCACUAUCACUAAUGCGAUCUGUCACGCGAUCGUUCGCCUGUCACAGUUGACGUAAAAGUUGUACAGUAGAGAGCGAAGAUACACUAAGUUGUUUUGCAAUGUCAAUUUAAGCAUUAAAACAAUACAAUGUAAUUGCGAAACAAAUGAAAGCCAACAAUAUGUUUAACCAUGUACCGGGUGUCUCACCAACCAGGGCAUCAAAGCAUGCGGCUGAGUGGGUAAUGUCAAAUGUCAAACGAAGAACUCUUAUACAAACAAACAUUGCUUAAGUGUAUGGGAAUAAAAAUAGAUAUGGUUGUCGUGUAAGCGAAAUAAGUUAGUAGUAAAACAUCGCAAAAAUCUAAAUAUGGUGGAAAAGAGCGACAAAUGAACGUAAAGAAAUAGCGAUGUAAUCAAACUGUAAUCAGACGAAACAAACAAACGACAAAAAAAAAGAAGCCAACACGUGGACGAAAAACUUGACCAGGAAGUGGAACAAAAUAGAAGAAAAAACACUCCGGUCAAGCGAAGUUGUACAAAAAAAAAAAACACACACACACAAACUGCAAGAAGUAUAAAGAAA